Molecule: messenger RNA, 1953 nt
Organism: Punica granatum (pomegranate)
Lineage: Eukaryota; Viridiplantae; Streptophyta; Magnoliopsida; Myrtales; Lythraceae
Source: RefSeq, a predicted model, not a curated record
AGGAGAGAACGCCUCUCUCCCUCUAUCUCAUUCUCUCCCUAAAAAAAUUUAACACGAAAUCUUUCUUUCCCUUCCUUUUCUCUCUCCUCUCUCUCUCUCUCUCUCUCUCUUUCUCUCUCUGUGCAGCGGAGAAGCUCGCCGGUUUCUCUUCUCACCUUGACCUUCCUCUCUGGGGUACAUAUCCUUUUUGUUUUUGGGCUUUGAGGUGGGACGGGCAACGGCUCCCGGGCGGCUGAGGGGGGGGAAUGGGGGUCGCCGCGGCUGCUCCAACGGAGACUGGCUGGUGAUGGAGGCGGCGGUUUCGGGAUGGCUUACGAUGCCGGAAUUCCCAUGCCCCGGGCGUCCGUGACGGAAGAACCCUCUCUGUCACCAUCUCUCAGCGACGAUUCAAUGUGGCAAAUUAACUUGAGAACAUCGAGUGAAGCAGUAGAAAGUGGACCCUACCCUGAGCGACCGGGGGAACCAGAUUGUUCUUACUACAUCAGAACAGGACUCUGCCGGUUUGGGGCCACAUGCCGAUUUAAUCACCCUGCUAACAGGAAGCUGGCAAUAGCUAAUGCAAGAAUGCAUGGAGAGUACCCAGAAAGAAUUGGGCAGCCAGAGUGUCAGUAUUACCUGAAGACAGGGACCUGCAAAUUUGGAGCCACCUGCAAAUUUCACCAUCCUAGAGAUAAGGCGGGUAUUGCAGGAAAAGUUUCCUUAAAUGCUAUAGGCUAUCCAGUUCGUCCGAAUGAGAUGGAGUGUGCUUAUUAUUUAAGAACGGGGCAGUGCAAGUUUGGUAGCACCUGCAAGUUCCACCAUCCUCAGCCUGUUAACAUGAUGGUUUCAUUACGAGGGUCUCCUGUCUACCCUUCUCUCCACUCUCCUACAACUCCGAGUCAGCAGUCGUACUUGGGAGGAGUCACAAAUUGGUCGAGAGCAUCUUUCAUUGCAAGUCCUCGUUGGCAAGGCCCUUCAAGCUAUGCUCCCCUCAUUCUCCCCCAGAGCAUGGUUUCUGUUCCAAGCUGGAAUACGUACAGCGGCCAAUUAGGGACUGUCUCGUCACCAGAUAACCAGCUUAAAAUGGCAGGAAGCAAUCAGAUGUAUGGAACUUCACAUCAGAGCGACACGAUGAGCGCAGGAUCUCAGGGGCCGUUCUCUCCUUACAGAUCGAGAUCGGUCCCGCUCGGUUUCUAUGCCUUGCAGCGGGAGAAUAUCUUUCCAGAGAGAGCAGGUCAGCCAGAAUGCCAAUUCUACAUGAAGACGGGCGAUUGCAAGUUCGGUGCAGUUUGCAAGUUUCAUCAUCCUAGAGAAAGACUGAUCCCUCCUCCUGACUGCCUCUUAAGCCCCAUUGGCCUUCCUUUACGUCCGGGAGAACCUCUGUGCAUCUUUUAUUCCCGUUAUGGUAUCUGCAAGUUCGGCCCGAGUUGCAAGUUCGACCACCCUAUGGGUAUCUUUGGGAACAACCUCUCCGCAUCCUCUUCCUCUAUUUCCCCUCUCCGACUGCUGUUUGCAUCAUCCCCAGGAACUACUGCAUUAGCCCUAUCGUCAGAUGGGCUUGUCGAUGCAGGCCAGGGAAGGCCCAGGAGACUCUCGUUGUCAGAGACGAGGCAGAUGCCACCGAAUGAUGACUCCAUUGACACCGAGGGAUAAAUAUCGACACCCCUCGAGAGAAGUUUUGGAGGGUAGAGAGAGGACAGAGAGGAGGAGUUAUAAUCUAUUAGUGGUGAUCACACCGAUUGAGAUGUACAGCUGCUCUUGUCGGGUCGAGUUUUGUUUCUUCCCGAUAUUGCGAUUUGGGCGGCAAAUUUAACUGCCCGAAAUAUCCUGAUUUGCUGAUCUGUAAAUUUAAGAGUGUGUCACAUUUGGAAAGCCUGAUGCGUAACAUUCAUUUCAUCUGCUUGGAAGAAUCCAAUGUAUCCGAUUUGAAUUCAACUGACUACUUUUGUUUCAAGCCCGUCAUCUUUUUGCUCA